Acanthoscelides obtectus is the source of this 480-nucleotide messenger RNA. The record is from the annotation of a GenBank genome assembly. Lineage: Eukaryota; Metazoa; Arthropoda; Insecta; Coleoptera; Chrysomelidae.
UGCCGUCUGAUAGUUGCUCAGAUGAGCCACACCAGGUGUGAGAUCUUCAACUGUCUAUUAAUUCCUACCUCAGUGGUUGUUGGUAUUGCGGUUGUCACCAGGCUACAAACGUUAGAACUGUUUUUAACGUAUGCGCUGUGUGUAGUUGCAACAUUAACGCAUCUGCAUUACGGAACAUCAGUGGUAAGACAAAUGUGUAAGCACUUCAAAGUAAAUUGCUUCACACUAAAGGAUCGCACGGAUUGACUCCUUGCCGACAACGCAUGAGAAUGUGUUGUCUCUCGGAGCCACCCUCAGGAGGUGUUAUUAUUUAUGAUCCAUACCACUUGUUGUAUAUAUUUUGUAUAAUUUGGACUUACUAGUGUAACUUUUUGUUGUUGUGUGCUGAGGGUGCGUACAGAGAUCUGCCUAGUUAUUUUUAUGCUAUGAUUUUUGUAAUGAAUUCUAAAAGAGCCUUUUUAUUCCUCUAUUUUGUGCCAG